Molecule: messenger RNA, 4444 nt
Organism: Anoplophora glabripennis (Asian longhorned beetle)
Lineage: Eukaryota; Metazoa; Arthropoda; Insecta; Coleoptera; Cerambycidae
Exons: 2
Coding region: 85-4284 (1399 amino acids)
Molecular function (GO): protein binding
Source: RefSeq, a predicted model, not a curated record
ACUGUCAUCGUUUGCACCAACACAAGCAUCGACGAGAAAGACUUGAAGCGUUUUCUGACCCGUCAUACUACCGGACCCGACAGCAUGCUACACUGCGAAGGGGCCUCCUGUCAAUUUUUUACGUUUAACGAGAACAUCCUGCUUGAGUUAAAAUCCAGCGCAGAGAUUUACCUUGAUAAAAAUUUACAAGGCAAAGGCUUCGACAAAGAAGUAGUGACAGACGAAAACGUCAGGGACUUCCUGAAUCAUUUACAAUUUUUUUCGAAUUAUCCAAGCGGAAACAAAUUAGAUAAAAUUAUUGAACGUUUAUUGACACGCUUGAACAGCUCUGCUUUGUAUCGAAAGGUAUCCUCGCAAGAAAUAUACAAGAAAAUAGAGGAUUGGUUUAAACAGCCAAAAGGUGAAUACCUGACUGAGGAUCGAGCUAAAAUCAUGUUUGGAGAAAUAAAGAGCGACAAGUACUGCGAACAACUGAAGAACUACUACGUAUCGUUUAAGCAGGACGAUGCUUUUAGCUUCACGGAUACGAAAAGAAUCUUCCACGUCAGUUCCCAAGGGGGACAUUUAUUGCCAGUGCUGAAAAUUUAUCACGCUCUUCAGAAAGACGAAAGCAAGAAACUAUACGUGAACCCUGAGGAUGCACUUGAAGUACAGCGCCAAAUUCUCGAGGCGUUUGGACUUUCUCGCUACACCUUCUUGGUGAUAACUGGGGUCAAAAUUACUGAAGAAACUGCGAUAAAGGAAAUAUGUGGCAAAUUAAAGGAUGCAAUAAAGAAAUGCGCAUACAAGAAGGUGAUUUUGGUGGCCGAACCUAACGACAGACUCGGCCAACAAAUUGGACCAGACGAUAUUUUCCACGUUGACGGAUCUGUGACGUUCGAAGACCUCUCGGAAGAAUGCCAGAAGAAUUUAGUGAAUAAAAAGAAUAUAUGUUUUCAAGGAGAGGAAGUCAGCUUGGAAGAACUGUUAACGACGCAAGCAAGUAAGGACUGGGCGAGAGCUGUGGAUUCCGACAUUCUGGAAAGACUGAUUAGAAAUAAACGAAUCAAAGUAGGCGUACCAACGUUAGACCUAAACGAUGGCAACUCGCGAUGCUACGUACGUCGUACGUUUAAAAGGCAGGUGUAUAAGAGUGAGGGAGACCAAGACAGUGACGAGUUACGAGUAGAACUAUCGCCAACGAUACCUUUAAGUUUGGUUGGAGAAAGCGGUGACGAGAUAAGUGAGGAGAUUUUUUCAGAGGAAGGCAUGUAUGGCGUGAUGGAAGACGUGGUACUUAUCUCGGACGGUGCGGGAAUGGGGAAGAGCACCGUCGUCGCCAGACUGGCGACGCUCGUAAAAGAAAGAAAUCCUCACUUGUGGGUGAUCAAAAUCGAACUCUCCGAGUACACCGUCAUCUUAAGGGACCUGAAAAAGAGCGGGGAAUCCCUAACCGUAACGAAACUGUUGAAUUCUGAAAAGGCUACGGAACUGACGAACCAUUUAGAAAGGUUCGUAUUUUCCGUGGACAAGAAGGUCGUGCUGGUGCUCGACGGGAUCGACGAGAUCAGUCCCGAUUAUACAGGGCUCGUUCUGGACCUGCUGACCCAAUGCCUGCAAGCGGCCAACUUUGCCAAACUCUUCGUUACCACGAGACCCCACAUGGUGCGAGAAUUGGAAGAAGUUUUGAAAGUGAAGCCGUUCGUGAUGCAACCGUUCACGGAACAGAACCAAGUGGACUUUCUCGCUAGUUAUUGGCUGCACAAUCUGAGCGUAGAUGUCGAGAAUAAAGGCAAGUGUGAGCAGUACGCCAGGGCGCUAAUAAACAGGAUGUCAUCGUGGACGAAGGGAUAUUACCAGAAGGAAGACGACUUUACUGCGAUACCCCUGCAACUUGUUAUGCUGGCGGAGAUUUUUCAAGAGAGCAUAAAACAGAAGGAGUUGUCGUACUGGGAAGGAUGCAUGGAGUAUUUAAAGGAGACGAGGGUGGAGCCGAAGCUGCCGGAAAAGAUGAGAAUCAAGGAACUAUUCGAGAUGUUUAUCGUGAAGAAGAGGGACAUCUACAUAUACAAAGGAAAUCCCACUGGUACCUCGAUGGCGAACAGGGCGUUGAUUAAACAGUUUAACGAGUCGCUCACUUGGUACAGAAAACUCGCUUUGGAAAUGGUCCUACACCAGAAAGACUGUCAACUAUUCUCGCGUUACCGACAAAGUUGCGAGGACAUCGACGAAGAUACACUGAUAAUAGGAAUUGUGCAGGUAUCGAACGGGGGCGUUCGCUUCAUCCACAGGACUUUCGCAGAAUACUUUGUGACGGAAAGCCUAAUCGACGAGUUGCAACUUCAGUCACGCAAUCCCAACGUAAGCUUCCAGGAGUUCUUCAUAGACCACAUAUUAAAGUCUCCCAAUUACAAAAUUAUCCGUGCUUUCCUCGAUAAUUUCCUACAGAAGGCGGUGGACCCCAUACCUCCAAAUAUUUUCGAGUGCUAUCGGUCCCAGGCAUGUCACUUUUUCGAUUCUACCCACUACGACCACCUCGUUCAUCUCCUGGCAAGAGAAGGUUGCGUCGCGGUCCUGCAACUCAUACUCGAGAGCGUGCACUUCAGGGCUAUCAGAGACAAAGAAGUUAACAUCGAAGACCUGCCGUCCCUUAACACGGACGCGAAUGCGAUCGCCUCCCCGGAAAUUGAACGAAACACGCUAAACGUCAUACAGGUUUUGGUGCGAGAGGGCGGGCUCAACAUCAGGAACAGGUUCGGACUGACGCCGCUUCACGAAGCCGCUAGAAACGGCCACUCGGAGAUGGUGAGGUAUCUCUCCGAGCAGGGGGCUAAAAUCGACAGCAGAGACGCGGAGGGUUACACGGCAAUGCAUCUGGCUGCAAUGAAGGGCGAUCUGGACAGUGUGGAGUACCUCGCAAGAACCGGCGGCCAUGUCAAUAUCAAAGACAACGCCGGGCUAACGCCACUGCACUUCGCCGCAUGGAACGGUCAGUUGGACACUGUAAAAUUCCUGAUUGGACUGGGCGCAGACUUCAAGGCCGUAGACGAGUACAAUCGCACGCCGCUACGAUUGGCCGCCUUGAAGGGUCACUUGGACACUGUGAAAUUCCUUCUUCGAAAGGGCGAAGAUGUGAACGAUAGAGACAGCAAAGGCUUCACGGCGUUGCAUUAUGCCGCCGCUAACGGUCAUUUGGACACAAUCGAAUUCCUUCUGGAAUUGGGUGCCGAUUUCAGUGUCGGGGACAAUGAAGGGGGCACGCCGCUGCAUUUGGCUGCCAGGAGGGGUCAAACGGACGUAGUCGUAUUUUUUGUCAAGCUCAGCGGUGAUGUCAAUGUCGCAGACGACAAGGGACGCACGACGCUUCAUUUUGCUGCGUCGAGUGGUCACUCGGAUAUAAUCAAAUUCCUUCACAAGCUGGGCGCAGAUUUAGUUGCUAGGGAUAAUGAGGGGCUGACGGCACUGCAUUUGGCUGCUUCGUAUGGUCACUUGGAUACAGCCAGAUUCCUUCUGGAACAGGGUGUAAGUGUCAAUGUUGGAGAUAACGACGCCACCACGCCGCUACAUUUUGCUGUCCACAAUAGCCACUUGGACAUGGUCAGAUUCCUUCUCGAACUGAGUGCAGAUUUCAACGCUAGAGAUCAUGCCGGCACAACGCCACUGCAUUUGGCUGCCUCGAACGGUCACUUGGACAUAGUUAAGCACCUUUUAGAACUGGGUGCAGAUUUCGAUGUUCGAGAUAAUGAUGGAGCCACGCUGCUGCAUUUGGCUGCCAGGGAAGGCCAACUGGUCGUUGUUGAAUUUCUUGUACAACUCAAUGACGUCAAUAUCAAAGACAGCAACGGACGUACGCCGCUGCAUUUUGCUGCUGCGGGCGGCCACUUGGAAGCAAUCAGACUCCUUCUAGACCUGGGCGCAGAUUACAAUGUUGGCGAUAAUGAGGGCAUGACAGCACUGCACUUUGCUGCGGCGAAUGGUCGGUUGCACGCUGUUAAAUUCUUUGUCGAACUGGGUGUAGAUGUCAAUGUCGGUGAUAACGAUGACAGCACGCCACUGCAUUUGGCCGCCAGGGGAGGUCAACUGACCGUUGUCGAAUAUCUCGUGAAACUCAACGGUGACGUCAAUAUCGCAGACAACAACGGAAUGACAGCGCUGCAUUUUGCUGCUGCGAAUUGUCACUUGGACACAAUGAAAUUCCUUGUGGGGCAAGGCGCCGAUCCCAAUAUCAGGAAUAAAGAUGAACGCACGGCAAUGGAUUUCUUCAGACAAAAGUCAUUCGGGUACGGACAAAAUCCCAGUUUUUAGCCCGUUCGCCAGAAUCCUAACCUUGACAAGAACCAUCCUCAAAUUGGAAACUGUUAUGUAUGAGACACGAUUGGGAAUAGAAAUGUAACGGAAAAUAGGAAACAACUUUAAUGAAUUAGCCAUUUCAGAAAAAAUGGUCAGCUUCAGCUGAAAAGUUUUA